CGGGAGCGGCGGGCGGGAACCCACAGAGCCCAGGCGGCGCCGCAGCCCAGCCAGGCAGACGCGCGAGGGCGAGCGCCCGGCUCCCCGCCGCUCUCGCCCGCUGCGCUCCGCGCUGCGCUCCUUCCACCCAGCGGCCCGCAGCGGGAGGCGUCCACGAGAGUUUGCCCCGGAGCGUAGGGAAGUUUCCUGCCGAAGCCCCGCUCCUGGAAAAGCAGUACCUGCGGUGCCCGCUCGCCUCGGCUGCACUCGCAGCUCGCGAGGUUACUUCAUGGAAUGAGCACUUAAGAGAAUGAGAGAGGAUUGAAGCUCUAUGGGAAAACAGAGCAUGUGGUCUUCAGACAUGACGAGAACUGCAGCCAUCUGAAAUGGUCAUGAACCCCAAACAAGUCUUCCUCUCGGUGCUGAUAUUUGGAGUAGCAGGGCUACUCCUCUUCAUGUAUUUGCAAAUCUGGAUUGAAGAACAACACACAGGGAGAGUGGAGAAGAAAAGAGGACAAAAAGCAAUUGCAGUGACUAGAGAGAAAAUCCAGGAACAUAACACCGACCAGGACCCCAAGUACCACAUCCCUGAGGAUCCCAAGAAAAACAAGGAAAAUCUUCUAUUUAACUCUGAGAGGUCUCCUGGGGUCUUCACGGAGACCAGCCACUCACAAAGAGAGAGUCAAGCUUUGGGCAAGACCACAGAGUCACCCACCUUUAAGGUGAUUGAAAAACGUCAAAGAACCAAGACCCUUUUCAAGAAGUUCAGAGAAAUGCGUUGGCCAUUGGACAUUCACCCUUUAAACAAAAGUUUAGUCAAAGACACCAAAUGGAGGAGAACUGAUGAAACCCAAGAGAAGCGCCGGUCUUUCCUUCAGGAAUUUUGCAAGAACUACGGUGCGGUAAGUCAUCCUCAGUCACAGCUUUUUCACAUGGUAUCCAGAAUCUAUGUAGAAGACAAACACAAAAUCCUAUAUUGUGAAGUACCCAAGGCCGGCUGUUCCAACUGGAAAAGAAUUCUGAUGGUAUUAAAUGGACUGGCUCCCUCUGCGUACAAUAUCUCCCAUGAUGCUGUUCACUAUGGGAAGCAUUUGAAAAAACUAGACAGCUUUGACUUAAAAGGGAUAUAUACUCGUUUGAAUACCUACACCAAAGCUGUGUUUGUGCGUGAUCCCAUGGAAAGAUUAGUGUCAGCAUUUAGGGACAAAUUUGAACACCCCAAUAGUUAUUACCAUCCAGUAUUUGGGAAGGCAAUUAUAAAGAAAUAUCGGCCAAAUGCCUGUGAAGAAGCAUUAAAUAAUGGAUCUGGAGUCAAGUUCAAAGAGUUUGUCCACUAUUUGCUGGAUUCUCACCGUCCAGUAGGAAUGGACAUUCACUGGGAAAAGGUCAGCAAACUCUGCUAUCCAUGUUUGAUCAACUAUGAUUUUGUCGGAAAAUUUGAGACUUUGGAAGAAGAUGCCAAUUACUUUUUAGAGCUGAUUGGUGCUCCAAAAGAGCUGAAAUUUCCAAACUUUAAGGAUAGGCACUCGUCCGAUGAAAGAACCAACGCUGAAGUCGUGAGACAGUAUUUAAAGGAUCUGACUAGAACUGAGAGACAAUUAAUCUAUGACUUUUAUUACUUGGACUAUUUGAUGUUUAAUUAUACAACUCCAUUUUUGUAGUUUGCAUUCAUUUCAUCAUGAUGGCCUCAAAUGAGCUAGCUAUAAUUUUCCUGUAAUUCUCUGUAUGAGAGAAAUUUAACUAAGUGCAGUUGUCUUGAUUUAAUGAAGACUUUUACCAAAUAGUAUGACACCAAUUGGCACAAAGUUAUAGGAAAAUUACCUAACAGAGACAUAUAAACAUUUUGAGUUGCUCUAAAAUGUUUGGAAAAGAGUUGCUUGUGCAUUAUGGAUCAUAUUAUAGAAGCAAUAACCUAGGCAGCUGCUACAUUAGCUACAACAGCCCCUUGUAAUGAUAGGAAAAGGGAUCUAAAAUAGCAUUAGUGAAUGUCUACAUCCUGGAAUUCGUUGUCUAAAGUGCAUGGAUAUAUUUUUAGCAGUCUGUGACAUAUUAAUCAAACCUUGGAUAGUUUUCUAACAUCCUGGACCUCUUUCUAUCAACUGUGACGAUAAAUCAAUGUUGAAAUGAUAUUUUGGACCUAGGCAUUUUACUUUAGAUGACAAGGCAUUAUGUGAUUUGCAAUAUGAGAAAUUAGCAGAAAAACCAGAUGAGGCUAUGGCUUUUUAUAUUCAACAGCCAAUAAAAAAUGCACAACAUGCUAAGAUCAAAGCAACCUUCCUCUUCCAGAAAAACGUAAGGGAAUUGAUUCUGUUUUCUUCUGAGCCUUCUCUGCAGAGACAAAAUGAAUACCACCACUAAAGGUCUUUGCUUCUGAAGCAGGCGGUUGAGAAGUUUAAGCCUUAUCAGAUAUAAAUACGUUCUUAAUUCUGGUUCAAUUGGGUGGGGGGAGGUUAUGUGGGGAUGGAAUAAUCAUCAAAACAAAAGUUGCCAACCUGAAUAUAGACCUCAAACAAUAACCAAGUUUUAUAAGAAUAUUAUUUGAAUCAAAGCAUCAUAUGCAUAGCUUUAUAUGUUGAAUGUACUCUAAGAAUAGCUUCUGUUUUCAGCCUAAUUAUUUAGCUUGGGAAUGACUUCUUUAAAACUAAUAUACCACUUCAAAGAUAGGUUAUGUUCUAGAGAAUAAACAUAACAAGAGCCCCUAGAAACAUUUUUAAUAGGCUUAUGCAUAAACAAAUUAAGGUAUUUUCUUUUUAAGUUUAAAUAUUCUGUACUAACAAAGUCAAAUACCAUUGCAUUUAAAUAUUAAAUCAAAGUCUUCGGAAAAUAGGACCAUGUGUCAUCUCUGUGAAAAGUUGCAAUGCAUUUUAGAAGUUUUUUCCAAGGAACCCUAAAGUAGAAGACACAUCAGGAUGGGAAACUCAUUUCAACAAGUCAACUGUUACUCCGAGUUAAGCAAAUCACAUGUCAUUCAAACCCUGUUUAAAUGCAUUUCUUGAACAUAUGUGUUCCUUUUCCCAAACUAUCAUUUUAUUCUCAUCAGUAAAUAAUCAGUAACAUCUCUAAAAGGAAAGUAAGUAUUAAUAUUUGAAUACUAAUAGGCCAAGAUAGUUAUAGUCAUACUUAUUCCAUGAUUUUUUUCAUGGCUGAGUAUUCAUGAAUCACUUCACUCUUUACACAUACCUGCCGUAUCCCAUCUGUGUCUCCCAUUGAGUGGGUAGAGGCAACCGGCUGCCAGGUCAUGAGUAUUAAACCUUCUAAACCAACCUUUUACCACUUUUCCACUCCAUUUACUCUUGCCUCUAGACCAUAGUCUUACGGUGUUCUUUCUGUUUUUAAGGAGUUGUACUCUAGAAUAAUCUCAAUUGUAUAAUUUAAAUUUUCCUAUACCAUGUGCAGUGAAUUCUUAGUAACUUAGAGAUAUUGAAAUGAUCUUUUUAGACAAAACAGCACAGAAAAUAUGCCAAGAAGCCUGAAAUUUUAUUCCUAAACUAUACAAAACUAGUUUUAGAUGGGAUCUGCUAUAAAGGAUAGAGACAUUUUUCUCAGAGUUAUUCGUAAACCACCUAAGGAGAAAACAAGCAAACAAAAACCUUUCUUUUCAUAAUUUUGGAAAGAAGAAAAUGGAAGCAAGGGUCCUAUCUCUCUUAUUAACAUUUCUCAUGCACUUGAGAGGGUGGAAUGUGUGUGUGUGUGUGUGUGUGUGUGUGUGUGUAAAACUAUAUAUAUAUACACACACACACAUAUAUAUAAAACUAUCAUAUAUAUGAGUAAUCAUAUAUAUAUAUCUAUAUGUGAUUAUUUGGCAUUGGUGGUAGAGAAGAGAGGUGAGAGAAAAAAAUGAUGCACAACACUGUCUACCGAAGCUGUUCUAUACCUUUUGCCAUAUAUGCUCCUUUCCUGACCUUUUCCACCAAACGUGUGUAACCAUACGUCGUGCUUCAGUCAUUCUUUUCCUAAACAAACUCUCGAUGCCAGCUGAUAUCUUGUGUGGUUGUGAGUUCCAGAGGCCAUGUAAGUUUUUAUGAAGUAAGAACACAUUUUUUAUAUACCAAUUUUUCCUUUUAAAUUACUUAUUUUCAAGUUUGGGCCAAAUAAGCCAUUCACCAUCCUGAAUUUUUUGUGAUUUUUAAAUACCUAUUCCAUUUAUCUCUCCUGAAUUGUUCUACUUUGUAGACCAACUCAAAAUCACCUUUGUGAUUUCUGCCUGCGUGCAAACCCCAGGUAUUAGUGCCACUGCCCCUUUGGACAGUCAAAAUCUCAUGGAUUUAGACUCCCAAAGGCAAGUGACCAAAUCUAGACUUAGCUUCCAGAUGUCCAAUGUUCCCAUUUUAACAUUAGCAGGCUAUAGGUAUAGUUAUUAGUUCUCUAAUUAAACCCUAAGGAUCUUAUUUGUUUUUUCAGGCAGCAGUAAUAUGCUGGGCAGUCCCCUUCACUCCAUUAUUCCCCUGUCUGGAAUUGCUAGUAGAGUAACAAGUUAGCAAUUAAAUCCAAAACCACAGUUAUUUAACCUGGUAAACUACCUAUAGAUGUGCAUUAUUGAUGUGGCUGGGACUAGAAGCGGCCAUAAAUUUCACUGGAAAUGUGUAUACAGGGCACCCAAUUUUCUGAUUUUCUCACAUGUUUGAAACCAUUCAUUCAGGCAAUGGAAAUGUGAGGACACUUGAUAAAUUCUCUAACUUCACGGUCUAUAAAAUAUUAUCUAGCAAUUCAAGAACUACUUGGACACCAAUUAUAAUUAAAAAGAGGGGAAAAAAGACUCUUACACUUUAUUCAUGAAUAAUUAUUCUUCAAAAAGGUGUUAUCUUCUAAAAUAUAUAGUUCUUAGCUGAAGGGGAUAUAUAAGCAGAUGCAGAGAAUUUUGAAUUUUAGAAUUGCCUUUGAAAAGAUCAGUGCCUGAAUUAGUAGAACUUGGAAUUAGUAGGCUGGGAAUACAGCAAACAUCUCCCUAAGGUGAGUUCUCAUUUGGCCUCUUGGAGCAUCUUAGCCUCUAGGCCUUAGUGGAAUAUGGCAAAGGAAAUAUUUUGCCCAUGGCUAACAUCCCACCCUGCUCUGAUAGUUGAAGAAUGGUUGGCCAAAGCCUUUAAUAGUAGCUCAAUUGCCUGUUAACCUUAGACCAGGGCUGACUCAGCUUAGUGUUACUUUUAAAGUCAUAUUUUGCAAUCUCAAUCAUAAUCAUUAUGAUAUUCAUAAUAUUGUCAUACUUAAACAUUUAUUCAAUACUUAAGUGCUUUAAAUGCAUUAAUUUAUUUCAUUUCCAUUUAGUCAACCUAACUUAGGUGCUAUUGUUAGCGUGCGUGCGCGCGCGCGCGCGCACACACACACACACACACACACACAUACUGUAGAAUAAAGGAAGCUAAAGCAGAGUUUGGUUGAGUAACUUACGUAAAGAGACACUGCUGGUAAAUAGGUAAAGAGGUAGGAUGAACCCAAGCAGCAAAUACCACUACCAAAUUCUCUUCUCAGAAUAUUAUAAACUUACAUAUUUACUUUUGUUUUAUCAUUACAUGUAUUCAUAACAGCUAAAGGCAAGAAAUAUAUAUUGACAUCUUGAAACUUCUUAAAUAAAAAUGUGGAUAUAAAUGCAUGUGCAUGUGUGAAUUCAACUAGGUAGUUAUCGCAAUUCAAAUCAACUUACCCCUUUAUUCCUGCCGAGUAAAACUGACAGAGUCAAAGAUUUUAUUAGAAACUAGGCUUCCCCCCACCCCAGUUUUUUAAAUCUCCUGUUGAUCAUAAGACACAAUGUUUUCAAAAAGAGGGGGGAAAGUCCCUGGAACAAAUUUAGCCUAACGAAAAUAAACUCUCACUUUGACAAGAAAGUCCAGACAGCUAUAGGAGUGGGCAAGGUCAAAGAAAAUACAAUCCAAGAAGAAGAGAGUCGGGCCAAUUUUCCCCGCAUCGGCAUUUGAUGGCCACUGAAGAUGGACAUGGCGCAGCAAGCCAGUCAAAGUGAAGGCUCCACAACUACUGUUAGAAGCUAAGCAAUUGUGCAGGGUCUCGUUUUCCUGAGUUCUCAUCCCCAGUACUAACUACAGUUGUUACAUAACCCUAACAUGAUUCAGGAAAAUUAUAGAAAAGAAUAGAGCAGCAGGUUGACUUCAACCAACUGGAAAAGCACCACAAAAAAAAAAAAGGUCAAGAUAAGUAAGUGUUCAGCUGGAAGAGGGCUGAUGUUUUCCAGGUCUGGGGGACACCCUACCUGAAGAAGACCAAGUCUGAGUUUUACAGAAGGGUGUUGCCUCACAUCAUUUAGUUUGCAGAAGAAUUGCCUAGUCACUCACAUCUUAAUUCUUCAGCAAGGUCAUAUCCUUCCAGACAAUUUUUUUUCAAAUCCAUGUAAGCAAUCAUUUUUUUUUCCCCAUCUCUAAGCCUCUGCUCAAGUCUUACGCUAUAUUUGAAAUACUCGCCUCUCUAUGUAUCUGGACAUUCCUUUUAUGUUAACUCAAGAAAGAAUCUCUUUAGAUUAUUCAAUUUUGAAAUUUCACACUUCAUGAGCUCUCUGAUCGAUGGAAAAAGGCAAAAUGAUUUUCCCCUGAUGUGACUUGCAUCAGAUUCUUCUCAUACCAAUAAAUGAAGGCAUUCCUUCCCUACUUUUUCUUUGCUUCCUUAAUUUGUUCAUUUGUUAGAUCCCUCCUCAUAUGAAUAAAAAAAUCUCUGUUGUCCCUGGAAUAUGUCUUAGUUCUUCUGAGAGGAAAGGAACUGUGUCCGUAAAUUCACUUUGCACCGUUUCUAGCCAAGCACUGAAUGGAAAGCGUUACCUUAAUAGAUGUUUCUAGUGCUGUUGUUGAAAGGUUCACAUACAGCUUCUCUUAGUGUAUAAUGCAUAUAUUUCUACCUUAUGACUUUCAGGCAUGUAUAAGAUCAGUGGAUCUAAAGAGCAGGCACUAGGGCAGGGCAAUUGAGGGAAGUGCUCUAAGCCACACGCCUUUUCGAUGUUAAUAGUCACAUCUUAACCUAAAAUAUAGCUGUGGACUCAGCCAUUUAUUACACGUCUAAGAUGACUUAUUUGUGUACUAAGUUUGCGAAGGUAAUGUUGAAGAAACGCAUGACUUUACUGAGUGCCAGGACUGAGCAACUUACUAAGUAGCAGACACUGGCAAAAUAUUUUACAUACAUUCACUUAAUGACAUGAAGGGUAUGUUUAAUCCUUAUCAAAAAAAAUGAAAGUUAGGUAUUAUUCCACCCAUCAUUUUAUGAAUGAGAAAACUGAGGGUCCGAGAGCCUUCAUGGCAAGCCCCAGAGCCAGCUUCCUGCCAAGGUCCCCUCUGGCUCCAAAGCCGAGACCACACACAACAGUCUACAGGCCAGAUCUGGCCACAGAUACGUUUGGUUUGGCUUACCAUGCAUUUUAUUUAAUAUUUUAAUUAGUUGCCAACAUUUUAAAAUUGGGACUCUUUUCAUCAAUAAUAAGGAAUUUCUGUUACCCUGCAUCUUACAUGCCCACCUGAAAAUAGGUGGGCAGAAUCGAGGUGCGUCCCAUUAGAGAAGCCAGAGACAUCUCACUGAAGAAGAGCAUCUUCAUGCUCUCACCUAGCCUCAUCACUCAUGUACCUUACCUGGCUGGCCCCUAAGUGUCCCACCUUUAAACCGCUGCUCUGAAGUGUGUGUUCUUUCAUCCACCAAGAUUCCCAAGGAAAAGCAAUUCCUAAACAUUUUCUUCUACCAUAUUUGUGUUGUGCAAUCCGUGAGGUCAUCACUUUCUCACUCAAAGUGCUGUUUGUCCUUUGUUCUUAUCCAGUGGAAUCGCCAAACAAUAUUUCAUUGUUUGAGGAAAUUUCUUCUGACCAAUAACAAAGAUGUUGGGAGAAAUCCAGGACCUUUCUUUGGCAUCCUUCUGUCUUAGCCACUGGGUCCCGCUGGUAACGACAUUUCUCCUCAUGCCCCUCCGCAGCAGAGAUGAGUCAUUCUUCCAGGCCCCACAACCUCAAAGUCUAGGGACAAAAACUGGUUCCCACUGAUGCAUCCAGACGGCUGUUCCAUAACCUGCCUUCAACACUCUGAAAAUUGCCUAGGUCCCAGUUUUCUUUAAGGACUUCCCUAUCUAGCCCAUAACACUCCUCUCCACCCCAUUCUUGCUAUUUUCCUGGGUGACUAGCGUUCCCACUAACAUGCCACUAUCUUUGCUUCUUUGUGCUCUAACCUCCUCUUCUUCCCAUUUCAACACUUGAGAGAAGUGUUGGAGAAAAACAGAAACACAGCCAUGGGGAGCGAUAAUCAUGACUCUCAUCCCCGAAGAGCAGAAAACCUGUGGCAAAUUUUAUAGGACUUCAUUUUAUCUAAUCAUUUCCUCAAAAUGUCUCCAAAGUUUAGAAAAAUGUUCUUCAGAAAUAUUAUGAACUGAGACGUAUUCUCAGAACACUAGAGGAACUACCAAUUUAAAUGAUAAUAUUAUUGGGAUGGCUGCUAUUAACCUUAGGGAAAAACUCAACCCUGAUUUAGCUUAACAAGUCCUCAGAAAAGAGUGGAGCACACUUAUGCGUGUGUGAUUCUUUUCCUUUAAUCCCCAUCGAUUAUUACUGACAACGAAACCUGCUGCCUUCAUUCUGUUACUUUGUUGAAAUGUUCAAGACUCUCCGCUCAUAGAUGGGUCAGUGGAUGUUGGUAACAAAGCCCUCUUGGAUUCGGACCAGCGCUAAAGCAGAAACGUGGCAUCGGCAGGAUGCCAACGACAAGAACUAGAGCUGAAAUGAUGAAGUGAGUUAUGGGGACAGAGCUGGGCACUGCCCAAAGUGUUUGAAAGUUUUCAGGAUGAAAUGGCAAAAUGAAAACUUUCCCUUUUUGAAGCACAAAAGACUGAAGGCAAUUUUGGCAACUCAACGUCACACCGAACAAAGUGAAGACCAAUAAAAAAAUGAAAAGCCAUUUUUCAAAUUGACCUGAGAUGAUUGAAAAUGGAAAAUAUUUUGCUAUUUCAGUAAUUAGUUUGAAAGCAACUGCCCCAAGAAAUAUUUUGCAAUUUAACUUAAAUGGUAAGAAUGUACAUUUUCUUGGACUCCAUUAAAGGAUUUGUCUCUACUUGCCUUUCUAUUAAGUUGAAUCAUAUGACAUUGCCAACAUUUGACCACCUCUGAUGUACAAACUCAGCCCUUUCAUAGUGUCCCACUAAUAGUUCCACUGCUACCUACCCAGGUCUAGACACAAUAGCAUUGACUGGAACUAUUCAAAAUAGCCUCUGAAAAGAACUCCCACUCCUCGUCACUCUGUCCUUUUUUCCUCUUUUUUUCUUUUUAAAUUUUUAAUUGUGGUAAAACAGAAUUUACCAUCCUAACCAUUUUUAAGUGUCAUUAAGUACAUUCACAUUGUUAUGCAGCCAUCACCACCAUCCAUCUUCAGAACUCUUUUCAUCUUGCAAAACCAAAACUCGAUACCCAUUAAAUAACUCCCUUUUCUCCUUCCACCAGUCCAGGAAAUCACCGUUCUAGUUUCUGUCUCUAUGAAUUUGACUCUUUUAGUUACCUCAUGUAAGAUGAAUCAUACAGUAUUUGCCCUUUUGUAACUGGCUUAUUUCCCUUAGCAUAAUGUCCUCAAGGUUCAUCAAUGUUGUAGAUAUGUCAGAACUGCUUUCUUUCUAAUGCUGAAUAAUAUUCCAUUGUACAUAUAAGUCCUCCCUUUAAUCCAUUCUACACACUUUGAAAAUAAACUUCCUACAGCGUCAUUCUGCUCCCAGCUUCUUGUUGCCUGUCUUCAAGGCCCUCAACAAUGUAACCCUGGCCCAAUAUCACCAAAUAACUGUAUCAAAUCCAUUAUUAUCCAGCCAAAUUGAACUAUUACAUUCUUUGAAAACAUUCUUGCUUUCCCCGCUAUUUUGUCCCUAUUAUUUGCUCUGCCUGAAGUACCCACUUAUCUUCUAUCUUAAUGACCUUCUCUCAUGCCCUCUCCAACACAAUACCACCCCCCUAACGCCUGUCCCCGCAGCCCACUCCCUCGCUCUCCUCCGCUCCCGUGACCAUCCCUCAGCUCACUUCAUCCACUCUGCCUGGGGACUCUCUUCUAUUCCACUUGCUUUAACUCCACCCGUAGGAUAAUGGUUCCCAAAUCUCUUUCUCCAGCCCACACUUCUGUCCUGGACUUUGACUCAAAUUUCCAACUUCCUGCUGGACCGCUUCACCUGGAUGUCCCAUUGGCACUUGCAACUCGACAUGACUGAAGUUAAACUCAUCAUCUAACCCCUAAACCUGUUUUCUCCUCGUUCGAUGGCAUCACCAUCCCAUCUACUCUGUCUCCCAUGUUGGCAACUGAGGAGUCAAGCCAGACUUCUCCUUGUGCUGACUCCCCACAGCCGUGGGGAAGCCCACUAAUUUCACCACCUGCAUUUUUCUCAAGUUUCUCCUCUCCUCCCAUCCAUUCUGCAACUACCCUAAAUCAAACCCUCACCUUCUCUUGCCUGCAGUGCUGCAACAAUUCCUAACUGUUCUCCCACUUUGAUUCCUCUCAACACAAUCCUCCACACCACUGCCCUUGUUAUCACUCUAAAAUAUAAACCCAAGCCUGGCAUUUCUCCACUGAAAGCUCCUUAACGGCUCCCGUCAUACAAUUGUGUUUCCUAACACACACAAUAACCUCCAGGAUCCCAAUGCUUCGCCAAUCACGUUUCCUGCCAAUUCUUGCCUCUCUGCUUACUCUCCAAGAACCUAGAAUGGCCCUGAUUCCCCGACAUUGUGCCGUUUCCUGCCUCCAGGGCCUUUGCUCAUGCUGUUCCCUCUGUGGAAGCACCCACCUAACCUCCCUUAACCUCUCCAACAUCUCCUAACCCCUAAACUCAGCUCACCUCUGACAUGGUUCAAAUGAGAAGCCCUGCUCUGAGCACCCAUGUGCUCCUGGAAAACAGUAUACUACGGUGGGUCUUGUAUACUGGGUCUUUUCGUCAGUGAGAACUGGGUUUGAAUUCCAAAUUUUCAACUUUUAAACUUUGGAACCUCUCCAAUUUAUGUAGCUUCUCUGAGGGCUGGUUUUCUCAUCUUGAAAAUAAGGAUAGCAAUACCUACCUUGUCAAGUUAUUGUGGGAAACAAAUGGGAAAAUGUUUGUAAAGUGUUUAAUAAGUGUUCAAAAAUAAUGAUUGUCAUUCUUCCAUUAGAGCCUGUGUAUAUCUCUAUGUUUGCACUUAUAGAAUUUUAAUUAUUUAUGUGAGUGUCUGGCUCCCCCAGGAGACUCAAUUCUUUGUCUUGUUCAUCUUCGUAACCCCAGAGAAGGCACUUGUUAAAUAUUUGUUGAAGAAAUAAAUGUAGGCACAAAUCCCACACACCUACCCCAAUGUUCACAUACCACUGUGUUCUUCCCUUAGGCACAUACUGACUUGUAUUGUAACAAUAUGGAAAUGUGUCUUAACUUUUCUGUCAGAUUCUAAGUUA
Messenger RNA from Rhinolophus ferrumequinum (greater horseshoe bat), 11328 nucleotides. RefSeq names its product carbohydrate sulfotransferase 9 (gene CHST9). Bases 366 to 1640 code for a protein of 424 amino acids. The record is from RefSeq and is a predicted model, not a curated record. Lineage: Eukaryota; Metazoa; Chordata; Mammalia; Chiroptera; Rhinolophidae. Gene Ontology annotation, molecular function: sulfotransferase activity. Gene Ontology annotation, biological process: proteoglycan biosynthetic process; carbohydrate biosynthetic process. Gene Ontology annotation, cellular component: membrane. The transcript is spliced from 5 exons.